CGUGUUCUUACUCUGGUGUUGGCCGGCCGUGGAGAUGGCGGAGAUGGAGACUCAGAACGCCGGUGCCCAGGACGGCUUUACCCAGGUCACCCGCAAGGGUGGCCGGCGGGCGAAGAAGCGACGGGCUGAGCAGCUGUCCUCCGCGGGCGAGGACGGAGGCGCCGGGCGCAUGGACACAGAAGAGAGCCGGCCAGCCAAGAGGCCUGUCUUCCCUCCCCUGGCCGGGGACGGAUUCCUGAGCGGGAAAGAAGAAACACGGAAGAUUUCAGUCCCAGCUAAUAGAUACACACCCCUAAAAGAAAACUGGAUGAAGAUAUUUACUCCUAUUGUAGAACAUUUGGGACUUCAGAUACGCUUUAACUUGAAAUCAAGAAACGUAGAAAUCAGAACUUGUAAGGAAACCAAGGAUGUUAGUGCUCUGACAAAAGCAGCUGAUUUUGUGAAGGCCUUUAUUCUUGGGUUUCAAGUGGAGGAUGCACUUGCCCUCAUCAGGCUGGAUGAUCUCUUUCUAGAGACUUUUGAAAUUACAGAUGUUAAGCCCCUCAAAGGAGACCAUCUGUCAAGGGCAAUAGGAAGAAUCGCUGGCAAAGGAGGAAAAACCAAAUUCACCAUAGAGAACGUGACACGGACACGGAUAGUUUUGGCUGAUGUGAAAGUUCACAUCCUUGGAUCUUUCCAAAACAUCAAAAUGGCAAGAACUGCCAUUUGCAAUCUCAUCCUGGGAAAUCCUCCAUCAAAGGUUUAUGGCAAUAUUCGAGCUGUGGCUAGCAGAUCAGCAGACCGAUUUUGAUUUCAUAUUAGAGACUUUUUAUCUUUGGACUUCAAAGAAAAAGCCCAGUGAAGCUGCGGCUAAAGUGGUAGAGAGUUACCUUUGAGCAAAAAAGCUCAGGGACAGUGCCCAGGCCCUGAGUUCAAGCCCCAGGACCAACAACAAAAGCCCUGACGUUCUGCAAAUGUCCAUACAAAACCAUGUGGAGAAUGUUUCAGUCACAUUUAAGCUUGGGUCCCUUCCUCCAUUCUCAGUCAGAAGCAUAAACAGAAAGAGAAGGUUUAGGAGUAUUCACAUUCAACAGCUUAUAGAAUAAACAUCAAAAUCGAAUACGAUUGUACGUUAAGUAUAAUUUAACAUGUUUCUCACUUUAAAUCGCAUGUAGAUUUGCAGUUUAAAAUCCUCCCAUUUAUAGCAAACUUCUUGUUUAAAUCUUUCUUAUGAACUUUGAAUCUUAUAAAUUUGUAAACAGUUGUGCCCUGUAAAUUGUAAUUAAAAGAACUGUCUCAGGAAACUUAGGAAGCAUAACCCUAGUUAAUUCCAACAUUAGGUGAUUAUAUAAUCAGGUCAUAAGCAGAAGCUUUGGCUAUGAACCAACCAGUAAGUACUGAUCAUUGGGUUUAUUUCUUUGUAAAAUGGAAGACUUUGUAUUGUAAUGUUGAUAGGAGGAAAGGUUUAUUUUUUAAAUAAGUAUUCAUGAAAGUACUCACACAUUACAAAUUUGGGUAUAUUUCUCCUCAUGACUAGUGCCUGCCUAUUUAAAUAUGUGAUUAUUUUUAGAAUGGAAGAAAUCAAGCUUAUUAAAUGUGGUUUGAUACUGUAUUCUCUUGUACAUCUUAAAAACCCUAAUCAAACUUUUAAUAAUGGGAGUUUCAAGAAAAUUCAGAAGAACUAAAUGAAAAAAAGUACUUUUUUAAUAAGCCUCUACUUCCUCUACAUUAGUGACGUGUGUUACUGUCCCAAGCUGUUUUGUACAUUGCAUGGGAUUAGGUAUACUUACACACUAUAAGGUCCUCCAAAGGAUGGCGAGGUAGGCUCCUCCCUUCUUGGCUAUGUCUCCGCCCAGUACCUAUGGCACCUAGGUCACUGGCAAACCUGGAAGUCACAUCAUCUGGUGUGGCCACACCUUCCCUCACCUUCUCCCUGUCCUUUCCCUACUUAAACCCAGGUCUGACCUCAGCCCACCCAUUUUGGCCAUGCCUCUGCACCAUGCAGUGGGGGCUAACAGUUUGUUAAAGUAAACUUCUCUUCCUGCCUGAAUACUGCAGGUUCUCUUCUAUCUGCUACCUAAUUAAACCUACCUACUUUACACAUACCAACUGCAAAUGCAACUGAAAAUCACUGAAAAUAGCUCUCCAAAGAAGUGACUUCACUUUGGCAACACAACAGUAUGGGGAGAGUGUAUAAUGUUACUGAAUUCCUUUACUAAUGUUGAAAUGUGGAAUGUGCUGUGACUUAUUCUGGAUUCAGUAGCACUGGCCCAUUGCCACUCUGCAGAGAAAGAUGCAUUCAAAAUCAUGAUGGCUAUUAGUAUAUGCUUUUUUGUGACAUGAGAUCCACAAGAUCUCAUCUAAUUGGGUUUUCAAAGCAGUUGUGCUAAAGUGAACCACUGCUAGGUAAGUAAAUGUUUUGGGUUGAUUUCUAAGAAACUGAGGCAGACCAUAAUUUUGAGGAAGGAAGUCUGUCAAGGAGAAAUGAUGUUUGGUUAUUGAUUGAAUUUACUGUCUUGAAGAUGUAUUAAAACUAUAAUUAAUUUGCCCUUCUCUGAGGAAGUAAUACUUUGAAAGGAAGACAGAAAACAAGGGACUUGACUAAUUCCUGGAAGGGAAUGAAUGGAGAAGGAACAGAGGUAACAAAUUGAACUAUAGCACACUGGUAGUUCUUAACAAUCGGUAUUAAUCACUUCUUUAAACCCUUGUGGCAAGUCACUAAACUAGUGCCACAAUCAUGCUUUUGUGUCUGCCUAAUCCUCUGGAAACUCAACUCCUGACAUAUCAGUUUACAUAUUUAUUAAUACAUUGUCUUGGGAAUAGGCCUGCAAGAGGAGUGCUUUCAUACAUGGCUAUGGGAGGAGACAAAAUUUCCUCAUUAUUCCAGGUCUAGCCUCCAACUCAUGCUCCCUAUGUCGUCAUGGGAGGGAACAAAGUGUCAAGUGCAAGGGGAGACCUAAUUUUCCUGGUAAGAGUUGUGCAAGUAUACAGUGACAACAGACAUAAAACACUACAACUUGGAAGAUCCUUAUAUUGUGCAAACACUGAUUACUUACUUGAUUGAAGAAAAUAGUCCUCUGGAGGCUUGAGAGAGCAAGAACUCACCAAUCUUACCUGGUUAAUGACCAAGGAAGCAAACACCCCAGUACUAUUGAGCAUCUUUUCUUGUGUUUUGAGCCAUUUGUUAUUUCUUCGCAAUAAUGUCAAGUCCCUUUGCCUGUAUUUUAAUGUUUAAUGUUUUGUUGCUGUUGAGUCUUGGUUCUUUAUAUGUAAUCUGAAUAUCAUCGCCUCAUCAGAACAUGGCAAGUA
Molecule: messenger RNA, 3288 nt
Organism: Dipodomys spectabilis (banner-tailed kangaroo rat)
Lineage: Eukaryota; Metazoa; Chordata; Mammalia; Rodentia; Heteromyidae
Gene: Pno1
Product: partner of NOB1 homolog
Exons: 7
Coding region: 35-790 (251 amino acids)
Cellular component (GO): nucleolus
Molecular function (GO): RNA binding
Source: RefSeq, a predicted model, not a curated record